Messenger RNA from Ochotona princeps (American pika), 426 nucleotides. RefSeq names its product seminal plasma protein HSP-1-like. Gene Ontology annotation, cellular component: cell surface. Gene Ontology annotation, molecular function: heparin binding. The record is from RefSeq and is a predicted model, not a curated record. The coding region runs from base 30 to 380 and encodes 116 amino acids. The transcript has 3 exons. Lineage: Eukaryota; Metazoa; Chordata; Mammalia; Lagomorpha; Ochotonidae.
UGAAGUGUCAUCCCCGAAGAGCAGCCACCAUGUCCCCACGACGAUGGGCUGUCACUCUGAUCUGGGUGUGUACCUGUGUCAUUCUCCAGCUGCACUGUGUGACUGCAGAGGACAAAUGUGUUUUCCCAUUCAAAUAUAGAGGCAAGCAGUAUUUUGAUUGCACAACGCAAAACUCUCUGUACAAGUGGUGUUCUCUCACUGACGAAUACUCGGGAGCGUGGAAGUACUGUACGAAUGAGGAUCGCGGCUCAUGUGUGUUUCCCUUCAUCUACGACGGCCAAGUUUUCCAUAAGUGCACAAGCAAGGGCAGUUUUCAUAAGAAACUUUGGUGCUCUCUGACACGAAACUAUGACCGGGAUAAAGCUUGGAAAUAUUGCUAGACUUGAGGAAACACAGUGCAGAAGAGGUGAGACAAUGAGGGCUGAG